Rhododendron vialii is the source of this 2528-nucleotide messenger RNA. RefSeq lists its product as uncharacterized. Lineage: Eukaryota; Viridiplantae; Streptophyta; Magnoliopsida; Ericales; Ericaceae. The transcript is spliced from 5 exons. Bases 649 to 1752 code for a protein of 367 amino acids. The record is from RefSeq and is a predicted model, not a curated record.
UCUUUUCACCGUUUAAGAGAGAGAGAGAGAGAGGGAGAGAAAGAGUGAGAGAAUGACGACGGCAGCAACAGUGGCGGCAGAAGAAGAAGAAGAAGAAGCAGCAGCAGCUACGACUGGUUUGAUCCCUCCUCUCUCCUAUCUGUCCUUUCUACGUACGAUCUGUUUUUGUUGCUAAUGUUCUUCUUCUUCCUAUUUUUUGUUUAUUGCUCCAGAAAACAAAAACGGUUUUGGGGUUGGGGAAGUGGGAUAAAGAGGGGUGGAAUCGUCAAUUUUUGUGGGAGAUUAGGGGUAUAAGUUAGGGAUACCUCAAACCCUGUCCAUGGGUAAGACCCCCUAAUACCCCUUUACCCGGUUUUACACAAGAACGGGAUAAAACAAUACCCAGCCUCAAAUGGCUUCCCAAACCAGGGAUAAGCCGUGGGCCCAAGUAUAAAUGGGGGUAUUAGUUAUCCCCUUCCUAAGCCGGCAUCCAAACGAGCCCUAUAAGGUUUUGUUUGGAGGGGAGGUUAAUCCCUAUAAAUUUCGAGGUGCGGUAUCCUCUCCUCUUAUACUUCUUAUUCAUGCCUAAAAAUCAUCAUCAGAAAUUGAAAAGCACGGGAGGGAUAGGGUUUUCUUAUUCAAGUUUUUCAGAUUGCUCCCAAGAAGAAGAUGAAGAUCUCUCAACCAGAGAAGGUAAUCAGGAGUUCAGACGGAGAUGCGCUAAAGAUGAGGCAACCUUCACUAGGAGUAGGUGGAGGAGGAGAAAUGGGUCAGAAGAAGGUCAGAAGAGUGAUACGUUGUAUCUAUCCCUUUGACAAUGUACAACUAGAACCUGUUUAUGAUUAUGAUUAUUCCAGUGGAGAAGAAGUUGUUUUCGUGGACUGCGUUCAUGAGGAUUCGCUUGACUGGUUGUCAGAGUGCAAUCGGUUGAUGUUGUUGGAGGAGGAGAAUUUCGAACAGUUUGUUCAUAGCGCAAUGGCGGUGGAGAAGGGAUUGGACGAGUAUAACAGGCCAAAGCUGAAGAUCGUUUACGUGGAUCCCAUUGGCGGGGAUGAGACAUGGGUUACAGGGUUACAGUACAAGUUUCUUGACUCGGAGACAGAUGCGGUGGAGAAGGAGGAGGGCUUGUGUUUGGAUCGCCCUAGGCUUAUCUUUGUAAUUCAGGAUAAGGAUUUUUGGCCGGGAACUGAUUCCGAUCCUGAAGCAAUAGAAAGGCGUCUCGUUAAAGAGGAGAAGAAGGUAGUCAUCUAUGACGGAGAUCUCAACCCAGAAUUGCCUGGCUAUUCGUUCCUUGUGGACAACCAUCCGUGGUUGAAGGCCGAAGAGCUUAUAUUCUCUGCCACUGCCUCGAAGAAGGUUAAAAGGCGUUGUCUUCGAAGUUGUGAACCUCCCUUGGACGAAAAGGAAUUGGAACAAGUUGCUCUUGUUGAAAAUCUGGAAUCGUCUUGCUCGCUCAUUCCUCCUCCGGUGGAUUCCUCUUGCUCUGUUUUUCAGAUUGCUCCCAAGAAGAAGAUGAAGAUCUCUCAACCAGAGAAGGUAAUAAGGAGUUCAGACGGAGAUGCGCUAAAGAUGAGGCAACCUUCACUAGGAGUAGGUGAAGGAGGAGAAAUAGGUCAGAAGAAGGUCAGAAGAGUGAUACGUUGUAUCUAUCCCUUUGACGAUGUACAACUAGAACCUGUUUAUGAUUAUGAUUAUUCCAGUGGAGAAGAAGUUGUUUCGUGGACUGCGUUCACGAGGAUUCGCUUGACUGGUUGUCAGAGUGCAAUCGGUUGAUGUUGUUGGAGGAGGAGAAUUUCGAACAGUCUGUUCGUAGCGCAAUGGCGGUGGAGAAGGGAUUGGACGAGUAUAACAGGCCAAAGUUGAAGAUCGUUUACGUGGAUCCCACUGGCGGGGAUGAGACAUGGGUUACAGGGUUACAGUACAAGUUUCUUGACUCGGAGACAGAUGCGGUGGAGAAGGAGGAGGGCUUGUGUUUGGAUCGCCCUAGGCUUAUCUUCGUAAUUCAGGAUAAGGAUUUUUGGCCGGGAACUGAUUCCGAUCCUGAAGCAAUAGAAAGGCGUCUCGUUAAAGAGGAGAAGAAGGUAGUCAUCUAUGAUGGAGAUCUCAACCCAGAAUUGCCUGGCUAUUCUUUCCUUGUGGACAAUCAUCCGUGGUUGAAGGCCGAAGAGCAUAUGUUCUCUGCCACCGCCCCGAAGAAGGUUAAAAGGCGCUGUCUUCGAAGUUGUGAACCUCCCUUGGACGAAAAGGAAUUGGAACAAGUUGCUCGUGGAAAAUCUGGAAUUGUCUUGUUCGCUCAUUUCUCCUCCGGUGGAUUCCUCUUGCUCUGGUAGACCUUCUUCACCACCUCAUAAGAAGCAUCAUGUAUUCUAAGAGUGAAGCUGAUUGCCCCCUUGUGCUGAUGGACAGUUGCUGAUCUUCGUAUGGAUUUUGCUUCCUGAAGUACAUCGAUCUUUUGUGUUAUAUGAACAAAAACCCAAUCAGAUACAUCUAUUAUGUAGCUAAGUUUUAACUUAGAUGGCUUAUAUAUGCAGUGUGCUGUUCAAAUGAAA